CGCGUUAGAGAGGACACCGAAAUCUAGUUUGGUUUAAAACUGAAAAAAAGUGCUAUGUAGUUCCUUCGUUCCAUUAAAAUGAAAGACAGUUGGGAAGUGAAUUCAUAGCGGCUGUUAGUAGAUAUGGGAACGGGAGUUAGCCGCUCUCCAGCGAGCGGUGUCGGAGCGAACCCUCGCGCUGUUUACAUGGAUAGGCGAGCCAAACAAGUAAAACAGAAUUUAAAACUUGAUGUGCCAGUGUUAGUGGACAUUGAGCAUGGCUCAAUUCAUUACCGGUAUAGUCAGAAGGGAGGCAAAGCAGUGAGCCGGAGGAUUGAACAGCCACAUGAAGGAGAUGACAGAGUGAAGAAAGCUGACUACUUCUACCAUUCCAGAUUGCAGGAUUUUGGCAAAGAUGCUUCUUACAACAAGGAAAAUAACUGGAAAUUCUACUAUGUAUCAAAAGGCCCAAAUAGUGCCCACCAGAAGAAGGUAUAUUACGUGUUUGGGAAGGGGAAUAUCACCUCAGUGGAUGGCAAGGUCACCAAGCCGUCUGAGGUCAAAGACAUGGAUGAAUUUACCUGGCCCUCUGAACACAAACUCGCUCAUCCUACAGACAUGUUUUACACCCUUGAACUGCCAGAAGGUUAUGUGGAUGAUUCGGACACUGACUUGCUGCUGGAGGAUUUGGAUUCCACAGCUGAUAAAAGCCUGAUUGGAUUGACGUUAAACCACAACGACUCAGCUGAGGACUUGAAGAAAAGGCUGGCUGUCAAGAUUCUCAAAGCCGCAUCAAACAUCCACAUCUACUUCAUGGGACAGGAAUUAAGGAAUGAAGAUAUCAUUGGGGAUUUGAGAGAUGAAGAAAGGAGAGAUGCAUCUCUGUUCAAAGUUUUGCUGAAGAUUAUGUAGAUGAUUAUUGCUGAUGUGUUUAGUUGUUACAGCGACAUGUGUAUUCACGUAUUUAAAAGUACAGUGGAAAAAUGUACACUUUGAAAUACAUGUAUCAAAUGAUGACUGUCAUGAUUUUGUAAAAAUACCCUAAUAUCAUGAUUUUGUAUAAAUACCCUAUGUCAUGAUUUUGUAUAAAUACCUUACUAUCAUGAUUUUGUAUAAAUACCCUACUCUCAUCAUUGUGUAAGUCCAUAUAUGCAUUGAAAGCAUUGUGGCGUCCUUGGCUGAGGUGGUUAGCAUGCCAGAGAGGGGCAAUGACGCAGGAGCCUCUCACCAGUGCAGUCGCCGCGAGUUCAAGCCCAGCUUAUGCUGGCUUCCUCUCCUACUGAACAUGGGAAGGUUUGCCAACAACCUGCAGAUGGUUGUGGGUUUCCUCAGGGCUCUGUGCAUUUUCAUCCUGCUAUAUCGCUGGCAGCCGUCGUAUCAGUGAAAUAUUCUUGAGUGUGGCAUGAAACACCAAUCAAAUAAGUCAGAUAAAAAGAAAGCAUUACUGUUUGUGGGUAGAGCAUUUUUUUAUCUAUUUUUCAAUGUGUUGCAAAUGCAUUAUGAUUUCUGGAACAUACUUUUGCGUGUAUGGGUUGGAAAUAUUUCAGUUAUUGUAGACAAUUGGUGUUAUCAAGAACCCGUGGACAUGCACUUUGAAAGCAGAUAUAUUGAAGAGCUCAUUCAGUGCUUUGUGUAGAAUUGUUACUAUAGGUCUUCUGCAAUGUCAGCCAAUAUGCUAAUCCAUGUCAGAAAAGAGGGGUUUCGAUUUCGAAAUCUCCUAUCGCUAAAGGUAAAAAUAGUCCUACUGUAUCAUGUGACCUGUCACAAAUGUAAGGUAACUAUUGCGGGAUCACAUUUACUAUAGCCUUGGCAUCUGAAAAAAGUUUCUGAAAAAGUUGUUGAGAGCAGACAAAUCAUGGAGAAAGUUAAAGAGCUGAACGUUUGAGAACUAGAGACGUUCCUAAAGCAAAGAGAUGUCAUUUGUGCCUAUAGAACAGUCAGUGGGACAAGUGAUCUGUAAUUAAUGUCUACAAAGAGUGCCUGACAUUUUUCACAAGUCAUGAUACAGGGGAACUAUUUUUACCUUCAAUGACAAAGAGUUAGAACUUGAAACUCCUCUGUUGUGAAUCCGAUGAUCAAAGAUGUUUUUGGUUGAAAUGAUUUGCAGUACUGCAUAUAUUUCUACAGGUACGAGAUAUUACAUGUAGUUGUGCAUUGCUGAAUUUUGAUAAAGCUGUUUCUGUUUUAAUUUAUCAAUUAGUAAAGUGAAGGUACGUGUACAUCAUACUUAUAUAUACAAGUACAUGUAUCAUUCUAUGUGUUUGUACAAUGGUAAACAUUGCCCACCUGAACAAGUUAGUUCCAAGCUGUGUAUAAAACACAUCAUUCUCUGCUAAAAUAUGCAGUAGGCCCUGGGCCUAGUGCUUGUGAGAUAUGUGUGUUCUGACCACAACUAUAGACAGAAACAAUGACCUAUAUCAAAAAAAGGACAAAACUGUGCAGGGAUUGGACCCAAAAUGUUUAACUUUAGUAUGUAUAGCAUAAAAAUAGGUAUUCGUUCUUAAAUAUGAAUACGUCGAGAACAUAUUUUUGAGAUUUGAAAUAUAUGUACAUUAUAUUUUUCUUUUGAAAUGAGCAAAUUGCUCGCUGCUGGAAUAUGACCGAAUGAUAGCAUGUACCAAAUACAGUAUUAUAUGCAGUGGCUUGCACUAUGCUGAAAGCAAUAGAAAAACUCACUAAAUUUGGUCAUAUAUGGUAUUUAAUAUGCACACGCCGUAUCAACAAUGAAAUAUCCCCUUUGUGUUGUUGCGUUCUACAUGUGUGCAAAACCUGAGCUCAAUAAAUGCAAUACUUUUGAGAUGUC
Molecule: messenger RNA, 2782 nt
Organism: Liolophura sinensis
Lineage: Eukaryota; Metazoa; Mollusca; Polyplacophora; Chitonida; Chitonidae
Exons: 6
Coding region: 124-891 (255 amino acids)
Source: RefSeq, a predicted model, not a curated record